AUGUUGUCUUCUAUGAUCCCCACUACUGUCCUUGCACUUUGCGCAACAGUUACACUCGCUGUCCAAACGAUAGAAAUCAAAGGUUCCGACUUCGUCAACUCUGUUACCGGUGAUCGAUUCCAACUUUUGGGUGUUGCAUACCAGCCAGGUGGAUCUUCAGGUUAUAAUCCUGCGAGCGGUGUUGAUCCUCUCAGUGAUGGAGCAGUUUGUCUGAGAGAUGCGGCUUUGAUGCAACAAUUGGGUAUUAAUGCUAUUCGUGUGUACAAUGUGGAUGGAAAUCUCAAUCAUGAUGAAUGUGCAAGUAUCUUCAAUGAGGUUGGCAUUUAUAUGUUAAUUGAUGUGAAUUCCCCUCUGGUCGGCGAGAGUAUCGAUCGAAGCGCCCCGUGGACUACUUAUGAUGUCUCAUACUUGAACAGAACCUUCGCUGUUGUUGAAGCCUUCAAGGAUUACCCAAACACUUUACUUUUCUUUGCUGGAAAUGAGGUUAUCAAUGACGAUGACACUGGAGUAACCGUUCCUAUAUAUAUGAGAGCCGUAACACGAGAUCUCAAGAACUAUAUCUCGAAACACGCCUCCCGUUCCAUUCCCGUCGGUUAUAGUGCUGCAGACGUCCGCGAUAUUCUCCUUGAUACAUGGAACUACCUUCAAUGCACCACUACCGGGGAUGAUUCCGAUCCAUCUAGAUCCGAUCUUUUUGCCCUCAACAGUUACUCAUGGUGUGGUGACUCUUCGUUCACUACUUCCGGUUAUGAUGUCCUUGUCUCAGAUUUCAGCAAUACUAGUGUCCCCGUAUUCUUCUCUGAGUAUGGUUGCAAUGUUCCGGCUCCGCGUGUUUUCACAGAAGUUCCUGUUCUCCAUGGUCCAUUGAUGACUCCAGUUCUGUCCGGAGGAAUGGUUUAUGAAUUUUCGCAAGAGACGUCGAAUUAUGGAUUGGUCAGCAUUAAUGAUGAUGGAUCUGCUCAACUUCUUUCGGAUUACAGCACUCUUCAGUCUCAACUCAACACUCUCGACAUCAAAAGCAUUCAGGGAGUCAAGGCACAGAAUACAACGACAAUCGCGCCGACCUGUGAUCCAUCCCUCAUUACCAGUUCAACCUUUGCCUCCGACUGGACCCUUCCAGCUGUUCCACCAGGAGCUGAGGAUCUUAUCAACAACGGAAUCCCCAAUGCCAACAAUGGAAAGAUUAUCUCGGUUUCAAACACCAAGGUCACCCAAAAGAUUACAGAUGUCGGAGGAAGCAUCAUUUCCGACCUCGCCAUUAAGCCACUAUCAAAUGAUGAAAGUAACAACCCGUCCGGUGAAACCACCGGCUCAAACGCCACAUCUUCAUCUUCAUCUACAUCCACAUCCACAUCGCCAACCACAACUUCGUCUUCCAUCACUACAAGUGGCACUAGAUCCGCUGCAACUUCUACCAGCACUCUCAAGAACGCAGCAGGCAAAGUUGAAGGUAGCAUAAUUGCCUUGGUAGCUAUGCUCGGAGUAGGAUUCUUCCUCGUCUAA
Messenger RNA from Sclerotinia borealis F-4128, 1503 nucleotides. NCBI's taxonomy places the organism in Eukaryota, Fungi, Ascomycota, Leotiomycetes, Helotiales, Sclerotiniaceae. The record is from the annotation of a GenBank genome assembly.